AUGGGUAAUUGUCUCCCUUCUCAAAUAAAAUAUAAAUGCAAGGAGUUGAACUAAAAUGAAAAAGAUAUUUAACAAUUCUUUGACAUUUUAAAAAGCAAGAAUUAUAUCGCUGAAAUUCAGUUAGAAGGUAGUGGUUACGGAGUUACUUUUAAAGCUUAGUCAAAAACAUCAAAAAAAGAUGUAGCAGUUAAAUGCAUUAAAGAAGAGACUAGUGGAAAGCACUAGGAAAUGAAGUAAAAAUUAGACUCCGUUUCAAAUAUUAAGCAAAAAGACUAAAUUGUGGACAUUUUAGAAACUAUUUAAGUUACAAAAAAGGAAAAAAUCCACUUCAUUGUAAUGGAAAUGUGUGAGGGUAAUUUAAGUAGCUUGAUAAAUGGACAAAGGAAAUUAAAAUAAAGCAAUUCCUUAAUCAUAUUAAUCUAGCUGCUGUUGGGUCUGAGGGAGUUGGAAAAGCAAAAAAUCGCACAUGGCGGAAUAAAGCCAUCAAACAUUCUAUUUAAUAGAUCACCUUUGGGAUAUAUCAAAAUCAAAAUUUCUGACAUAGGAACAGCUACGGGUCCUAAUGACUAUGUAAGCUAAGAAAAUCUAAACUAGGCCUCUAUAAAAGGUGAUGUUUAUUCUCUUGGUCUCAUUUUUCUUGAGCUGCUUUUGGGCAAGCAAAUUACCAAUUAGGAGAAAGCAGAUUUGAGAAGAAAAAAAAUUGAUUAGUUCCUUUAAUCAAAUCAUUUGGCUGAUUAAUUUUUAGAAAAUUAGUUGAUUAGAAAAAUGAUUGCUGAAGGUGAUUAAAGAGAAUCUAUAGAGUAGUUGCUUCCUAAAGCCAUUAAACUUUUCUAUGAAAAUACUACUAUAAACCAUGUGGAAAAACUGAAAUGGAUUCUGCAGUACAGUGAUAUGGUAAAUUGCGUUGGUGAUGGAGACUCAUAAAAUGAUUAAAUGGAUUUGGAUAAGAGUUUGAAUAUAAAUUCUUUAAAAAUAGAUCUUUCAUCGAAUAAAGUUGGUGCAGAAGAAGCUAAGAGCAUUGCGGCAGUAAUUCAAAAGUGCAGAAAUGUUACUAAUUUGACUCUUAUUCUUGAAAGUAGCGAAAUUGGGGUUGAAGCAGCCAAGUCUCUUGGGGUUGCCAUUUAAAAUUGUAAACAGUUGACCUCUUUAAAUCUUAAUCUCUCUUGCACUGGAAUCGACAGCGAAGCAGUAAAAAGUGUUUGCCAUGCUUUGGAAAACUGUAAAAAUAUGACAUCUCUCAAUCUUAAUUUUGAAGGUCUUAAGCUACACCAGGAUGGGGCACAAAGUAUAGGAAAAUCUUUUGAAAAUUUAACGCAUUUAAAUUCUUUGGUUCUCCAUAUUUCGCAAAGUUACAUAGAAGCUGAAGGGGCACAUAGCAUCGGGUUAGCUAUAGAAAAAUCCAAAAAUCUCACUUUUUUGGAUCUUGACAUCUCAGGUAACAAAAUCGGCGCAGAAGGGGUAAAGAGCGUAGCGACAUCUAUUGAAAAAUGCAUAAAUAUAUCUUCAUUGUAACUCAAUUUUAGAGAAUGUAAAAUUGGUGUUGAAAAGAUGCAAAGUAUUCGCACAUUGAUAUAAAAUUGCAAAAAUGUUACUUCAUUGAAUCUUGACCUAUCGUAAAAUGUUCUUGAUUAAGAAACAGCAAAGAUACUUGGUCUUGCACUAUAAUAAAAUUCAAAAAUGACCUCUUUAGCUCUUAAAAUAAGCAACACAUUAUUAGAGUUAGAGGCUGCUAAGAUUCUUGCGACGGCUUUUUAAAACUGUACAAACAUCACUUCCUUAAAUCUUAACAUUGCGUGGAAUAAAAUUGACAAUGAAGGGGUUAAGAUUUUCGGAUAAGCUUUAUUUUAGAACACAAAUUUCACAUCGUUAUCAAUUAAUUCUAUGCGAAAUACAAUUGGCGAUGAAGGGAUAAAAGUCAUUGGAACGGGUUUAUCAAAGUGCAAAAACUUAAAUUCUUUAUCUUUGGAUUUCUCAACAGGUGGUUUAGGCAAUUAAGAGGCAAAGAGUCUUGGAAUAGCUUUGCAAAAUUGUAUAAAUCUCACUUCUUUGAAUCUUCAACUAAGGCUCAAUUCUAUCCAUGCUGAAGGAGUUGAGAGUAUUGCAACAGCUAUAGGAGAAUGCAAGAACCUCACUUGUUUGUCACUUAAUCUCUAGGAAAAUAAAAUAGGAACAGAAGGUGCAAAAAAGCUUUGUAUAUUUACAGAUAAGUGCCCAAAAAUUACAACUUUCGUUCUUGGUCUUGAAAAUAAUCAGAUUUACGACGAAGGAGCGAAGGCUAUCGGAUUAUCUUUAGAAAAAUUAAAAGAUUUAAGUUCUUUGACUCUUAAUCUUUCUUGGAAUAGAAUUGAUUCAGAAGGAGUUAGUGAUUUAGGGAUAUCCAUAUAAAAGUGUAAAAUGAUUCAUACUUUCGAUAUUAAUUUAACAAGUAAUAUUAUCGAUGUGAAAGGGAUAAAGAGUUUUGCAAAUUCAAUACAAUAGUCAACAAACAUUUCUACCUUAAUAUGUAGUACGGGGGGAAAUAAGUAUGAAUUAGAUCAACCUACAAAAUAUUAAAUCGAAAAUUUAAAAUAGCAAAUUAAUUUAUGA
Messenger RNA from Tetrahymena thermophila SB210, 2586 nucleotides. Its product is annotated as kinase domain protein. The record is from RefSeq and is a predicted model, not a curated record. The transcript is spliced from 23 exons. Gene Ontology annotation, molecular function: ATP binding; protein kinase activity; GTPase activator activity. Gene Ontology annotation, biological process: protein phosphorylation. Lineage: Eukaryota; Ciliophora; Oligohymenophorea; Hymenostomatida; Tetrahymenidae.